AUGGUGCCGGCCGCACGCCUUCAAUCCCGACUUUUCGCCGUCGAAUCUUCGUCUGCUUCAACCGACAAUCGAUACAGAGGCUAUGCGUUCGUCGUCUACAGCAGCAGCACACCGCAUAAACCAAAUCGCUUCGCUUUCCCACACACUCACACUACUCUCCUCACAUGUUUAUUUGCCGCUGCCAAGCAUUGCCUCUUCCCUCUCGACGACCAUGCACUUAUAGACCCACAGGAAAACUCUAUUAAGUGCUCUUCAUUUUUGCCCGAUUUAUCACAAUUUGUUCCUCCUUUUCUGCGGAUAAUGAUGCAGCUACUGCAAGCAACUGCUGCCCUUUUGAUUGAAUAG
Strongylus vulgaris is the source of this 345-nucleotide messenger RNA. Lineage: Eukaryota; Metazoa; Nematoda; Chromadorea; Rhabditida; Strongylidae. The record is from the annotation of a GenBank genome assembly.